Armigeres subalbatus is the source of this 828-nucleotide messenger RNA. RefSeq lists its product as uncharacterized. The record is from RefSeq and is a predicted model, not a curated record. Bases 43 to 780 code for a protein of 245 amino acids. The transcript has 2 exons. Lineage: Eukaryota; Metazoa; Arthropoda; Insecta; Diptera; Culicidae.
CUUCAUUAGAGAAGUGAAUCUUGGUGCAGUGAGAAAACAAUCAUGAAGCUGUCUACAUUUACGGUGCUCGUCUGUGGACUGAUGGUCGUGGCGUAUGCCGCGCCAACGACUCACAACUAUAGCAUGGAAGAAUUGGGCCGUAUUAUUGAGGAAUAUCGAGUGAAGUUUGAUGACCUACAUGAAGAAAAAGAUGCGUUUUUGGUUUUCGCUCGUAUUGUCGUCCGCGCUGAACUGAAGAUGUUGAACGAAGCCGUUACGGAGAACUUAGGACAAGCCUGGAGCGACAUCGAUCAUCACUUCGAUAGCACCCGAAAGAUCAUCGGCGAUAUGAUCAUUACGCCUGGGGCUAACGAGCAGUGUCUUUUGGGCCUAGUGGAGGAAAUCGUUGCUGAGCGGAUUCGUGCUGCGGAUGAGAUGAGCCUCUGCGCUGCGGACAAAAUUGUUAUCAAGGAAAGCCUGGCCGAUGAGAUGCGUACCUUGGUUAAUCUGCUGCAACGAAUCUCAACCGCCGCAGCCGAAUACACGCUGUAUUCGUUCUCGAACCACAAUUCGUUGCUCGAUCCAGAGAGCCACAUUGAGUGGCUAGAACGCAACUAUCAGAACCAGGUGAACUUCUGGGACAACUAUGCCCGCCCUGAGGCUCAGGAAGACCUGGACAAUAUGGAGAUUAACCGCCCGCUGCUGGUGCAGGAGAAUCUCCUCUGUUUGGAACGCAUCCAGCUGGAUAUGGCCGAGGUCGACCGCAACAUCAACCUGCGAAUCAACCAGUGCAUCGGAUGAGUGAGGUGGACUUUAGUUAUGGUUUGAAUUAUUUAAUAAAAUUGUUUU